AAAGAGAAAACGGAACAGAAGAAACGAGAAAUCGAAAACAAGAAACGAGCAGAAGAGGAAAAACAGCAAAGAGACGAAUAUCAUAGAAAAAUCAAAAAGAUGACGAGAGAGACUGAAAACCAGAGAUCACAGUAUGAAAAACAGCAAAAACAAAGAGAAGAAGAAGAUAGAAAGAGGGAAGAAAAAUACAGACAAGAUCAAGAAAUGAUGAAAAAUGAGCAAAAACACAUUAUUGCAGAAUUACAGAUGAAUCAAGAAGAGGAAAUAAAAAAGAGAGAUUUGGAGGAGAAAAGGAGGAAUGAAGAAGAAGAGAAAGAGAGACAAGAAUGGGUGAGAAAAAUAAAAGAGGCUGAAAAUGACAGAAAAGAGAUUCAAGAGGAAAUUAAACGACAGCAGAGAGAAUGGGAGGAUGAAAAGAAACGACAGACGAGAGAAAGAGAGGAAGAGGAAAGAAAGAGAAAAGAGAAACACGAGGAACAACUGAGAGAAAAACAAGAAGAACUGGAGAAAAUGAGAAAGAGAUUUGAAAGAGAGAGAGAAGAAGAACGACAGAAGAUCGAGGAGGAGAGACAGAAACAGAGAAGAGAGAGAGAAGAAAAGGAGAGAGAAUAUAAAGACAAGAAAACCGAAAUGGACAGACAUUAUGAAAGACUGGAACGAGAGAGAAAAGAGGAGUGGGAGAGAAGAAAACGAGAAGCUGAUGAGAGACGAGAGGAAGAGAGAAAGAGAUGGGAGAAAAUGCAUGAUGAUCUGAAACGAGAGCAAGAAGACGAGAUCAAGAGAAGAGAAAAGGAGGAGAAGGAGAGGAAAGAAAGAGAAGACGAAAUAAAAAAGGAAUAUGAAGAGAAAAUAAAAGUCAUAAAGAAGAAACAUGAGGAUGAAGCCAGAAAACAAGCAGAAGAACUGAAUGAUUUCAGAGAGAGAAAAGAGCAGCACGUUCAGGAGCUCAGUGAGAUGCUGGAAGAACGUCAGAAACACCAGGAAUUACUGGAAAAACUCUAUCAGCACCUGCAGGAGCAGAAAGGAGCUGAAAUAAAGGAGCUGCAACAAGAAGUUGAAAAACUGAAAAUUAAAACAAGCGGCUGUGUCAUUCUGUGAUUCUUUUCAAGGCGAGUGUCAAAUAACAAUAGGAAUGCCUUAUGUUUUAUUUUCUGUUUUAUGCUUCAAUUUAAUGUUCAGACAAUAUCUUUCCUCCAGGCCUGCUUGUGCUAAAUUGCAUUUGCUAACUCCACCA
This is a messenger RNA of Sinocyclocheilus anshuiensis, 1234 nucleotides long. Its product is annotated as vicilin-like seed storage protein At2g18540. Bases 100 to 1098 code for a protein of 332 amino acids. NCBI's taxonomy places the organism in Eukaryota, Metazoa, Chordata, Actinopteri, Cypriniformes, Cyprinidae. The record is from RefSeq and is a predicted model, not a curated record. The transcript has a single exon.